AUGGGGAGAGUGUUUGCUCUUAGUGGAGCUGAUGCCGCACAGUUCGAUGAUCUCAUCCAAGGUAUGUGUUUCAUAAGUCAUGUUCCCUUGGUUGUGUUGUAUGAUUCAGGUGGAACACAUUCAUUUAUUUCUCGUGUUUGUGUUGAAAAACUUGCUUUGCCUGUGUGUUCUUUGAAAUUUGACUUGAUUAUGGAUACACCUGCUAGUGGGUCUGUUUUAACUUCUAAUUUAUCUUUCAACCAUGUCUUGCUAAACUGUUUUAAGAAAUCUAUUGUCUUUCUUGAGUCUGGUGUGAGUGAUGGUGAUGAGUUUUUAUCUGCUAACCAGGUUAAGGCAUCUUUGAGAGAGGAUGCACAGGUAUACAUGAUCCUAGCUAGCAUGAGCGUUGAGACCAAGACCCCUGUGAGUGAUAUACCCAUCGUGAGGGAGUUUCCUGAGGUGUUUGAGGAGGUGUCUUGGUUACCACCUGAGAGAGAGGUUGAGUUCUCCAUAGACUUAGUGCUUGGUACUGAAACCAUAUCCAUAACACCUUAUAGGAUGUCCCCUGUAGAGCUGAAUGAGCUUAAGAAACAGUUGGAGGAGCUGAUAGAGAAAUAG
Molecule: messenger RNA, 597 nt
Organism: Glycine soja
Lineage: Eukaryota; Viridiplantae; Streptophyta; Magnoliopsida; Fabales; Fabaceae
Exons: 2
Coding region: 1-597 (198 amino acids)
Source: RefSeq, a predicted model, not a curated record